This is a messenger RNA of Soboliphyme baturini, 770 nucleotides long. Lineage: Eukaryota; Metazoa; Nematoda; Enoplea; Dioctophymatida; Soboliphymatidae. The record is from the annotation of a GenBank genome assembly.
CUGACCUUACGCGUUUCAGACGGUCUCACGGUUAGCGACCUCGUUUACGUUUCGCAGAUCAACACACAGUCUGCAAAUUUAAAAGCCAUCGCUCUGUCAGACUUCUACGCAUCCGGUUAUUCGGUGGUGGUCCGAAACAAGUCUGUCAAUGAAGAGUCGUUCAGUGAAGUGGUGUUUUGCGUAGGUUUGAAGCGACGAUCCGGCUACUGUUUCCUGAACCUGUUCAUUCCUGCGACGGCGGUCGUCACCAGUUCGUGGACAUCGCUUUGGCUCGAAGACCAGACCCAGUUCGCGGACAUCUUCUCCAUCCUGCUGUCCAUCAUCUUUCUGUCGUUUUCGUUCAACACUGUGAUGCCGAGGGUCAGCUACAUCAAGGUCAUGGACAUCUACCUCGGCGCGUGCUUCAUUUUCGCCUUCCUGUCACUAGUGAAGCUGAUCAUCGUCAAGAUGUUGCACCGCCAGAUUCAGAAGCGCAGCAAGCGUACGUCGAUCAGUCUACUGAAGAGCCAUCCACUGCUGUCCGACUCUUGCUCGUCGUCGUCGAACUCCGCCGAGCGGACGGUGGACUCUCUGGACUUCCAGGUGGACUUUCUGAAGCAUCUCCAUUUCGACCAUCCGAUGUUUCAGACUGUGCACGACUGCUUUUGGCUAGGAGCUAAGGUAUUUCACAUCAUAUCACAGGUGUUUCUGCCGAUAGCUUUCGGCAUCUUCGGCUUCUUCUAUUUCGCCAUUUUCCCCAAUAUCGACUAUUCUUCGAUAACGUGUUGAGC